Molecule: messenger RNA, 4684 nt
Organism: Gavialis gangeticus (Gharial)
Lineage: Eukaryota; Metazoa; Chordata; Crocodylia; Gavialidae
Gene: FBLN1
Product: fibulin 1
Exons: 17
Coding region: 209-2374 (721 amino acids)
Biological process (GO): extracellular matrix organization
Cellular component (GO): extracellular region
Molecular function (GO): calcium ion binding; peptidase activator activity
Source: RefSeq, a predicted model, not a curated record
CUGCUCGAGGCUUUGCGGGCGGUGUCAUUAAAAGGGAGGGCAGUGAAUUAACUCUUUGUGAAGCCGGCUGAGUAGGGGGGGUCCUCCAAACUCCGUCCCAACCGGUCUGGGGCGGCUGCGCUCGUAGGAGGGACAGCCGCCGGCAGGACGAGACGUGCGGGAGCCCGCGGGAGAGGCCGGGCCGCGUUCCCCGCCUGGCAGCCGCUCCAUGGAGCCCCUCGGCGGGGCGCCGCUCCUGCCGCUGCUCCGGCUCCGGCUCCGGCUCCUGCUCCUGCUCCUGCUCCUGCUCCUGCUCACGGCUGCGGCGGCGGCGGCUCCUCCUCUGCUCGGCGAGCGAGAACUUACAAUAGAAGAAUGCUGUGAGAGAGGUAAUGAAUGGGCAACUAAAAAUAGAGGAUGCAGUUCACUCCCAUUUCUUUCUGAGUCCAGAGAAUGCAGCAUAGCCCAGGAGCAGUGCUGCCGCAGCAAGCUGAAUGAGGAGUACUGCUUAGAGGGCAUUAGUGCUGCCAACCUGCAUGAGGAGUGUGAUCUAGAGGAGGAGAAGAAUUCCACUUGUGAAGCUGAAUCCUUUAAGAAAUGCUGUUUCUGUUGCUUGCUGGGAAAGAGUGCCCAACUUCAAGGAAAGAACUGUGACUCGAACCUAAAGAUAGGACAACAGUGUAGGAAAAUUUUCAGUGACUGCUGUGCUAAAGGUCAAGGAAGCACUGACAUGUCUGUUAGUGAUGAUGUUCCAAAGAAGAACCAAGUUGACAUUUCAAAAGAGGAAGUAGACCAAGAAGAUCCUUACCUUCAUGAUGGCUGCAGAGGUGCUGGUCCCUGUUCCCAGCAGUGUAGGGACACGGGAGCCAGUUUUAUUUGCUCCUGCUUUGUUGGAUACCAGCUUCAGUCUGAUGGCGUCACUUGUGAAGAUGUUAAUGAGUGCAUCACUGGGGCACACAACUGUGGGAUUGGACAAACUUGCAUUAAUACCCUGGGAUCCUUCCGCUGUCAGCGUGACACGAGUUGUGGAACUGGUUAUGAACUGACUGAUGAAAGUCUCUGCAAAGAUAUUGACGAAUGUGAGACUGGUACUCAUAACUGCCCCCCCGAUUUUAUCUGUCAGAAUACUCCAGGAUCUUUCCGUUGCCGUCCCAAGCUGCAGUGCAUGAAUGGGUUUAUACAAGAUGCACUAGGCAACUGUAUCGAUAUUAAUGAGUGCCUCAGCACCAACAUGCCAUGUCCAGUUGGGCAGAUAUGCAUUAACACCGAUGGCUCAUAUACCUGCCAGAGGAUCACUCCAAACUGUGGGCGUGGUUAUCAUCUCAAUGAGGAUGGAAUGAGAUGUGUAGAUACAGAUGAGUGUUCAUCAUCCAACCAGCCAUGUGGAGAAGGACAUGUUUGUAUAAAUGCCCCUGGCAGUUACCGCUGUGACUGCAAAUCAGGCUACUCAUUUGAUGCCAUCAGUAGAACUUGUGUUGACAUCAAUGAGUGCAGGCGCUACCCUGGACGUCUUUGUGCUCACAAAUGUGAGAACACUCCUGGAUCCUAUUACUGCACCUGUACCAUGGGCUUCAAACUUUCUAUUGACAGCAGGUCAUGUGAAGACUUAAAUGAAUGUGAGAGCAACCCCUGUAGCCAAGAGUGUGCCAACGUAUAUGGUUCCUAUCAGUGUUAUUGCCGUCGGGGCUAUCAGCUUAGUGAUAUGGAUGGAAUCACCUGUGAAGAUAUUGAUGAAUGUGCUUUACCUACUGGAGGGCACAUCUGUUCCUAUCGAUGUGUUAAUGUUCCUGGGAGCUUUCAGUGCACCUGCCCCUCUACUGGGUACAGAUUGGCACCUAAUGCACGAAACUGCCAAGAUAUCGAUGAAUGUGCUGCAGAAACACACAAUUGCUCAUUCAAUGAGACCUGCUUUAACAUUCAGGGUGGUUUUCGUUGUCUCUCUUUGCAGUGUCCAGAAAACUAUCGCAAAUCAGGAGAUACAUACAGACUUGAAAAGACUGAUACUAUUCGCUGCAUCAAGUCUUGCCGACCAAACGAUGUCAACUGUGUUCUGGAUCCAGUCCACACAAUUUCUCACACUGUCAUUUCGCUACCUACAUUCAGAGAAUUCACAAGACCUGAAGAGAUUAUUUUUCUCCGUGCCAUUACACCUGCAUAUCCAGCCAACCAGGCAGAUAUCAUAUUUGACAUAACAGAAGGAAAUCUGAGGGACUCUUUUGACAUCAUCAAACGCUAUAUGGAUGGCAUGACAGUGGGUGUUGUUCGUCAGGUGAAGCCCAUUGUUGGACCUUUCCAUGCUAUCCUGAAACUGGAGAUGAACUACGUCAUGGGUGGGGUUGUCUCUCAUCGUAAUAUUGUCAAUGUGCACAUCUUUGUCUCUGAAUACUGGUUCUGAAAGAGCUUUUCCAAUCCCAAACAAGCAAACUGCUCCAUAGGAAAACAUUACCACAAGUUAUUAUGUUAUACGCCUGUUUGUAAAAUCUACUAGUGUUUGUUUUAAUAUUUGGUUUAUAGGUUAAUUAAGACAAAUACAAAGCUAAUGUUGACUAGAAGUAGGAUGGAGCAAGUUAAAUGAGCCUGAUUUAGUUGUGUAUAAAUAAGUAGUGUGUAAAAGUGCUCAACUGCCUAACAAUUUAAAAAAUGGUCCAAAUGUUUAGGCAAAUUAUAGCUUUUGCUCCUUUACCAGGUAACCAGGGCUAUAUAUAAUGUGUGAGGGAAAUGGACUCUCCAGGGACUGAUAUGAUGAAUACAAAGUUCCUUUGAAGGAAAAAAAGAGUGAAAAAUGAUUAAGGAUUUUGCCUCAAUUUGACAUAUCUUAAAGGGAAUGUGAAACAUCCAUGCUCUGGCUCUUUUUGGGAAACUUUAGCUGGGUACCCAAAAUCACUUGCCACUUUUGAAAAUCUUGACUUCAAGAUUUGAAAAAAGCUGUUUGACUGCAGUUACAAAAGGAAAUGAAAAAAGAAUAAAGGUAGCAAGAGGAAAACAAGAGCCAGUGCAGCUGUCAGAUAAAAUACUUAAUUUUUUCAGAUUAUCAGAUAAAAUAGACUAUAAAAUGAAGUAUGCUGGAUUCAAUUUAACCAAAUACCUGCAACCAAAAUUAACCUGCUACACAAAUACAGCAUAUUGUCUUCAUGCCAGACUUAAAUAUAUGCAACAAUACAUUAAAUUCCUUGAUAGACACCUGUAGGCUGUUAGAAGGACAAGCACAGUACAAUAUUUUUUUACUUGAUAAAGAAACUAGCUUAUUAGGCUGUAAACUUGUUAUGCAUCAGACCAAAGCAUAUCCAAUAAUACAAUGAAACACUCUUGAGUAAAGGAAGGUUGAAUUUCCUUGGCAUCAAAGUAGUGUCUUUUUUAAUUACAAAAGUGAAAAUAAAUAGCUCCAGGUUUCAGUUUCUUGUAUUCUGUUGCAUGUUAUGGUGGGAAAAUGUCUGCUUAUCUAAGCAAUCAUAUAUAUAAUUAAGUACAUGUAUUUGUUAUAUAUGCCACCCAUUGAUAUUGUGCUAGUUCAUUCCCCCGUUUAGCCAGAGACAUUUUCCUCUUCUUUAGAUGUAGGUUUUUAAUCCAAAGGUUAUUGAGGUCAACAGGAACUUUUUUUACUGACUUCAACAAGCUUUGCAUAAUAAGAGAAGAAACCUGACCCUCCUCCAAAUACCAAUUCUGAGUAAAAAGCCAAAUCAUAUUUUAUUAUCUACAGAGCCCAGAGGUCUGUCUUUAUUUGUCUCUGAGGUAGAUAUAUCACCCUCCCCAAGGCACCUUCCAUAUACAAAUUGGGAAUGUAUAGUAAUACCAUUUUCCAAAUCAGUUUUGAAUAAGGAAUAUUGGUUAUAGUCAAUUCCAUCUUAAUUACUGACUUCUCCCCAGAUAAUUGUAUAUAAUUUGGCUUUCAGGAUGCGAAUAGGAAACAGUAAUGCUUUAAAUGUCUAUUGUUCUGAACAGCUAACUGUACAAUAUUUAGUAUCUAAUUAAAUAGUUCCUUAUUUAGGUAGAAAGGUGCUGGUUAAGCAAGUAGAUUCAGAGCAGGUGACUUUCAUUAUUCAACUAACUGCAUGAGCUGUUGAAUAACUACAAAUUACAAGGUAUUCCACUGAUUUGAGGGAUGACUAGUGACAUUAAAUUGGGUUUUGUAAACUAACCACCAUUUUAUUAACAGAAUUAACAGAACCCAAUACAACAGAGAUGGAAAAGAUCUGUUAAGUCUUCCAGGUCUUCUUGCCAAUGCAAGGUAAUAGUUUCAGUACCAUCUGAAUUUUCUAGAUUGUAAUUUAUGAUUAUUUACUUCCUCUAUAAGUAGGGUGACCAUAGGCCCUGUUUGACUGGGACAUUUCAGUCCUAGAUUUCAUGGGCCAGUCCUGCCUGAUCAGAGAAAAUUAAGAUGAGUGUCCCAGGCACAGGACAGAGAGACAGAGCUGUGAAAUAAGAAGCCCUAGCAGACAACAAACUGCCUAAAAUAGGCUAGCUUGAUUAGUGGAAUGACCAUCAACACUAAUCGUUACCUCGCAGGUGAUUGUUAACACCUUUGACUGUAAAGCACAAUGGGUUACUAAUGGGCCAUUGACUCCCUGCAGCCUGUAACAAGGUUGCGGGGUGGGGGGGGUGCAGUGCCCCAGAUUUCACAUUGUCCCAUAUGGUUACCCUAUCUAUAAGUGGCAUUUAGUUGCACUGGAAAGAACUGUGAUAAUAAAAAUAUAAUUUUAGGCUCAAA